AGCCAGGUGUCGUCUCUGCAAGGAAAUCCGUUGUUUCCGGUUGCAUUGCAGAAAAAACGACAGAAGAGUUGUACUAUCGCUUUUAGUGCAGACGAUAAUGAGAAGUCAUGCGGCAAGAGUUCUUUCACAGGAGCAGGCAGUGAAACUGACGAUCAAGCGAGUAAAAAGUUCGCCAAUGACAGAAGCAAAGUUUUUGCCCGGACCAAUACCACGGCAGUUUUGACUUCGAGCUUUUCACUGCGAAAGCAAUUGUCUUUCAGCACUCGGAACCGCAGCAGCAGGACGCAGACGCAGCAGUCUACGAUUUUUGACGACGAGGAAGACCGCGACGACGUACUGCAAAUCCUGUACCGCGAGGACCUUGAAGUAGAGGGUGAAAAAGGUGUGGAGGCCACACCGGAAGUCAUGAUGACAAAAGCCCACAGCGAGAAGACGCAGCGGAGGCCGUCAUCGGUCCCGCCUAUGGCGAGAGCAUUCACAGCCCGAAGUCACACGUGCGACCUAGCUGGAGAACUGCAGGACGAUAGGCACGACUUUUCCCCUCUUCUCCCGUUAACAAAAAGCAGGAGCAGCAUUAUGCGGGGCGGAAAACAAGGAAGCAAACCAGGAACAGCUGACAGCGUGACUUCUAAGUCUGUAAGUUUGUCCGCGACUACUACACCGCUGAACCGCCAUCGCCGACAAAACCAGGUGCGCCAGAAGAUCACUUUCAAAAAAAACAUCUCGCCGCGCGCAAACGCCCGCAGCCGGGCGGAGGGAACGAGGGACUCCUACGUCGCGCGAGAUACCAGUGACUCUCUUCCCCUGACGGAAAAGGACAUCUAUGCCUGUCUGCGCUGUGUGUCCCAGACCUACUUCGCCGUCCCCGAAUGCAUCCAGUCCCAGUCCUUCGACCGGUUCCAGCGAAACCGGUCCGCACUCCGGUUUUUUGAGCUCCGGUUCUCCAGCAUCAAGCAGGC
This is a messenger RNA of Amoebophrya sp. A120, 959 nucleotides long. The record is from the annotation of a GenBank genome assembly. Lineage: Eukaryota; Dinophyceae; Syndiniales; Amoebophryaceae.